AUGCAUCUAAUUGUUCUGAUGAAUGAUGCGAGCAUAAUACCAAGCCAACUUGAGAAUGAAAUUAAGGAUGAAGAAUUGGAACGCCAUAUCUUGAAUACCCAAAAGCCACAGCAAUACCAAGAAAAUGUUACAAAUGCAUUGGCAGAUAUACAACAAAAUGAACAAGUGUCUCCUUCCAGUAGACAAAGAAGGGAAUAUUAUCCCACCAUUCAAGUUCUGGUAUUUUGGCAAUUAUGCUAUAAAAAUUAUAAUGAAUAUAUUAUAUUAUCAAUCGCACCAUCUGCUAAUUUAACAAGUCCUGGACAUUUUUUUGCUUAUGAUGAAGCAUUGGAAACCUUUGGGGAAAAUAAUAUUAGUUUAUUUAUAUUAAUAUUUAUUAAAGAUCUCUGUGUAGAUGUAAAUGUAAAUGACACAAAAUCUAUAUAUGUCAAAUAUAAAUAUGAUUUACCCAGUGAUCCUGAAGGAUCAUCUUAUUUGAAAAGGGAAAUGGCUUUUCCAGAUGAUGAAAUUGUAUUAAAUUUGAAAUUACCUAGAAAGCAAUUAAUGCUUUUGAAUCCACAUAUUCAAACUGCUAAUACAGUAGAAUAUUCAGCUUUUAAGAAGGAGGCCAAGCAAUAUUAG
This is a messenger RNA of Rhizophagus irregularis DAOM 181602=DAOM 197198, 621 nucleotides long. RefSeq lists its product as uncharacterized. The record is from RefSeq and is a predicted model, not a curated record. Lineage: Eukaryota; Fungi; Glomeromycota; Glomeromycetes; Glomerales; Glomeraceae.